Aspergillus glaucus CBS 516.65 is the source of this 1017-nucleotide messenger RNA. RefSeq lists its product as uncharacterized. The coding region runs from base 1 to 1017 and encodes 338 amino acids. The transcript has 4 exons. Lineage: Eukaryota; Fungi; Ascomycota; Eurotiomycetes; Eurotiales; Aspergillaceae. The record is from RefSeq and is a predicted model, not a curated record.
AUGGGGACGCCGUCGACAACGCACACAACAGCAGUGCCCACAACAGAUUCGACAAGAACAACAUUAUCAACUCAGACUUCAACAAAAACAACAUCAUCAACCGGUGGACCUCAUACGAUUAAAGUCGGCCCCAGGGGAAACCCGCAUCAAUAUGUUCCUAACACUGUCAACGCCAGUGUCGGGGAUACAAUCGUCUUCGAGUUCUAUCCAAGAAACCAUUCGGUUGUGCAGGCAAAGUACCUGGAGCCGUGUGUGCCGGCGGCGAAGGACAUUUUCUACUCUGGGCCUUUCAAUGAAUUUAACGAGGAUGGCGGGUUUCUAGACGGACUGGCACCGACAUGGACUUUGAGGGUCAAUGAUACGGAGCCGACGUUCUUUUAUUGUACCGCGAUAGACUCAUGCAACGUAAAUGGGAUGGUGGGAGCCAUCAAUCCGAACGAAACUAUGACCUGGGACGAACAGAACAAAAGCGCAUUAGACUCCCCCAUUCAGCUCGUCCCCGGCGAACCAGUCCCAGCAGAAGGCGACGACAACUCGUCAUCCGACAACUCAUCAUCAAAACUCAGCGGUGGCGCCAUCGCCGGCAUCGUGGUCGGCGCAGUCGCCUUCAUCGCAGUCCUCGUGGCGCUCUUCUUCGUCCUCGGUCGCAACCGCGUCUACAAGAAAUGGAUGUCCUCACAAGACGGUCGCUCCGAACGCACCGCCCGCUGGGCCUUCUUCAACAACGCACCCGGAACCGCACCUUCGGACGCACGCAAGAGCGAACAUGAACCCACGUUCCAGCCGAUGACGGCCGAUCAUCAAUCGGGAAUGUUUAUCGCAAGUCCGGAUAUGACCCAUGCUGCUACGGCGUCGCCUCCGUACCCGUAUGCGAGACAUGGGUCGCCGCCUCCGCAGCAGAGUAUGCCCGUUGCCAGUCAUUGGAGUUGGGAUAUGACGGCGCAUCAGCAGCAACAGCAGUACCCGCCGCCGCCGCCGCCGCCGCCGGUUGAGUUGGAUUCUGAUAGUCGGAAAUGA